Molecule: messenger RNA, 1038 nt
Organism: Aspergillus clavatus NRRL 1
Lineage: Eukaryota; Fungi; Ascomycota; Eurotiomycetes; Eurotiales; Aspergillaceae
Product: putative short-chain dehydrogenase/reductase family protein
Exons: 2
Coding region: 1-1038 (345 amino acids)
Source: RefSeq, a predicted model, not a curated record
AUGCCUCUAAACGACCUACCCGUUAUAAGCAAAUUUGCAUCCCAUGCGAUCCUUCACCCAUUGGACUUCUUUUCAAGCGUCGGUCCAACAUUGAAUGAAUUGAGCUUUGGACUUCUGGGUGCCUCAUUUGAUCCAAAGCGCGAUAUCGUCGAUCUCUCCGGAAAAGUCGUCUUUGUCACUGGAGGGAACAUCGGCCUUGGAAGAGAGACGAUCCUCCAGCUCGCACAUCAUCAUCCGUCGCGCAUCUAUCUGGGGGCGCGCAAUGCGACAAAAGCCCACGAAGCCAUCAUUUCCAUCCAGGAGCAGCUUCCGUUCCCCGUGGAUAUCAGACAUAUUCCUCUCGAUCUAGCGUCGUUUGCAUCUAUCCGGGCCGCCGUUGACACGUUCACGACACACUGUGAUCGCCUUGAUGUAUUGAUACUCAAUGCCGGGACUAUGGGCAAUCCACCAGCAACUACACAAGAGGGAUUUGAGAUCCAAUUCGGAACAAACCAUGUCGGCCACUUCUUGCUCACGAAACUUCUGCUCCCCGUACUUCAGAAGACGGCCGCCGCUGCUCCCGACACCGACGUAAGGGUCGUGACGGUGAGCUCCCUGGCAAACUCCGCUGCUCCGUCCUACGAGGUGAUGACAUCCACGGAUGCGCUUCUGGCUGCCAGUACCUGGGCGCGCUAUGCCGCGUCCAAGGCUGCUAAUAUCCUCUUUGCUUCUGAACUUGCUCGUCGGUAUCCAGAGAUUCUGUCUGUUGCUAUUCACCCAGGUGCGGUAACGAGUAAUUUGUAUGAGCAUGCGAAAGCCUCCGAUCCGGUGACAAAAUACGGGCUUGCAGCUUUGUUUGCUUUCUUUCGGACAGUGCGCUCAGGCGCAUUGAAUCAGCUCUGGGCCGCUGGAGUUAGAAGAGAGUUUCUGACAAACGGUGCAUACUAUAUUCCGAUCGGGAUUCACGCUACGAACAACAAGUUUGCCAAUGAUGCCGACAUGGCAAACCGAUUCUGGGAAUGGACUGAGAGCCAGAUUGCCCAGAAAUCUGCUUCAUAG